CUGUAUCCGGCUCCUGCGGUGCUGCUGGCAUGUGAUCCCCCCCCCUCCUGCUCUGCUCUGCUCAGUCUGAGCCAAUGACACCUUGCUCCUUCCUCGUGAGCGGGUUUCACCUGUGACUGAGACAGGGGGGCACGCUAACCAGCUGACUGACUGGCUGACCGUUUGGCUGGCUGGCAACUCAGGGCUCAGGUUUCACGCUCUCUAAGACAGAGGAGAGAAAGAAAGAGAGGGAGGGAGAGAAAGGUGCAACAUGGCUGUGGAAGAGGGUGCUGUCUUUCUGUCACCAUCGGACAGUAAUGCUAGUUACUUGCGUGCUGCCCGGGCAGGAAACCUGGAAAAGGCCCUUGACUACCUCAAGUCUGGGGUCGAGAUUAAUAUUUGCAAUCAGAAUGGUCUCAAUGCUCUUCAUCUAGCCUCCAAGGAGGGACAUGUAGAGGUGGUUGCUGAGUUGCUGAAGCUCGGGGCCAAUGUGGAUGCAGCCACAAAGAAAGGAAACACCGCUCUGCACAUAGCCUCGCUGGCUGGCCAAACGGAAGUAGUCAAAGAAUUGGUCACCAAUGGAGCAAAUGUCAACGCACAGUCUCAGAAUGGCUUCACACCCCUUUACAUGGCAGCCCAGGAGAAUCACCUGGAGGUGGUGCGGUUCCUUCUGGAGAACAACGCCAGCCAGAGUAUGGCCACCGAGGAUGGCUUCACCCCCCUGGCGGUGGCCCUUCAGCAGGGCCAUGACCAGGUGGUCUCCCUGCUACUGGAGAAUGAUACCAAGGGCAAGGUGCGUUUGCCUGCCCUGCACAUUGCCGCUCGCAAGGAUGACACCAAGGCCGCGGCCCUGCUACUGCAGAACGACCACAACGCAGACGUCGAGUCCAAGAGUGGUUUCACCCCUCUCCACAUCGCGGCUCACUAUGGCAACAUUAACGUGGCCACACUCCUGCUGAACCGAGGGGCCGCUGUGGACUUCAUGGCUAGGAAUGACAUCACACCGCUCCAUGUAGCAUCUAAAAGAGGGAACAGCAACAUGGUCAAGCUGCUGCUAGACAGAGGGUCCAAAAUAGAUGCCAAGACCAAGGACGGUCUGACGCCUCUCCAUUGUGGAGCGAGGAGCGGUCAUGAACAGGUGGUGGAAAUCCUACUGGACCGAGGAGCUCCCAUCUUGUCAAAGACCAAGAAUGGCCUGUCGCCGCUCCACAUGGCAACACAGGGCGACCACCUGAACUGCGUUCAGCUCCUGCUCCAUCACGAUGUGCCGGUGGACGACGUCACCAAUGACUACCUGACAGCGCUGCAUGUGGCCGCCCACUGCGGUCACUACAAGGUGGCCAAGCUCAUCGUGGACAAGAAGGCCAACCCCAAUGCUAAGGCCCUGAACGGGUUCACGCCGCUUCACAUUGCUUGCAAGAAGAACCGAGUGAAAGUGAUGGAGCUGCUGCUAAAACAUGGAGCCUCCAUCCAGGCUGUCACUGAGUCUGGCCUGACGCCCAUCCAUGUAGCUGCCUUCAUGGGCCAUGAAAACAUUGUCAACUCAUUGACGCACCAUGGAGCUUCACCCAACACCACCAAUGUGCGAGGAGAGACAGCCCUGCAUAUGGCAGCGAGGGCAGGCCAGGCAGACGUGGUGCGAUACCUGCUCCAGAACGGAGCAAAGGUGGAGACCAAGGCCAAGGAUGACCAGACCGCUUUGCAUAUCUCCAGUCGGCUGGGUAAGGCCGACAUCGUGCAACAGCUGCUGCAGUGUGGGGGGUCUGCCAACGCUGCCACCACCUCAGGCUAUACCCCCCUUCACCUGGCUGCCCGCGAAGGACACCAGGAUGUUGCCGCCAUGUUGCUGGAAAAUGGUGCUUCGCUCUCCUCCUCGACCAAGAAAGGGUUCAGUCCCCUGCAUGUGGCGGCAAAGUAUGGCAAGAUAGAGGUGGCCAGUCUGCUGCUGCAGAAGAGAGCGGCACCCGACGCUGCUGGAAAGAGUGGGCUAACUCCACUGCAUGUAGCCGCUCACUACGAUAAUCAGAGAGUGGCACUGCUGCUGCUGGAUCAAGGAGCUUCUCCUCAUGCUGCAGCUAAGAAUGGCUACACGCCACUCCACAUCGCUGCCAAGAAGAACCAGAUGGACAUUGGGACCACACUGCUGGAGUACGGUGCAGACACCAAUGCGGCGACGCGGCAGGGCAUCAGCCCUGUUCACCUGGCAGCUCAAGAGGGCAGUGUGGACCUGGUCUCACUACUCCUAGCCAAGAACGCUAACGUCAACGUGUGUAACAAGAGUGGUCUCACCCCCCUCCACUUAGCAGCUCAGGAAGAUAAAGUCAGUGUUGCAGAAGUCCUUCUCAACCAUGGAGCCGAUGUCAACCCACAAACAAAGAUGGGUUACACUCCUUUGCACGUGGCUUGUCACUAUGGCAACAUGAAGAUGGCAAACUUUCUGCUCCAGAACCAUGCCCAAGUCAAUGGCAAGACAAAGAAUGGGUACACUCCACUACACCAAGCAGCCCAACAGGGCCACACCCACAUCAUCAACCUGUUGCUUCAGCACGGCGCCUCAGCCAAUGACAUCACCGCGAAUGGGAACACUGCCCUAUCCAUUGCCCAUCGUCUUGGUUACAUCUCAGUGAUGGACACGUUGAGACCCAUGACGGAUGAAAACUUGACCACCGUGGCUGUAACAGAAAAACACAAGAUCAACGUCCCAGAGACCAUGAACGAGUUCCUCGAUAUGUCAGACGACGAGGUGGGGGCCAAUGUGCCUGAAAUUCUCAAUGAAGAGUGUAUUUCAGGUGUGGAUGAAGGUGAGGAUGCUAUGACCGGGGACACUGACAAAUACCUGCGGCCCCAGGACCUCAAAGAACUGGGAGAUGACUCUCUCCCUCAGGAGGGGUACAUGGGCUUCAGCAUCGGAGCCCGCUCAGCCAGCCUCCGCUCCUUCAGUUCGGAUAGGUCCAACACCCUCAACCGGAGCUCCUUUGCUCGCGACAGCAUGAUGAUAGAAGAGAUCCUGGCUCCCACCAAGGACACGCACCUGGCUGUGACUCGGGACUACAACUCUGAGUGCAUGCGGCGCUACAGCUGGACUCCCGACACCGUGGACCACAGCCACAACACUGUGUCCAGCCCCAUCCACUCCGGGUUCCUGGUCAGCUUCAUGGUGGACGCCCGUGGUGGCUCCAUGAGAGGCAGCCGCCACAACGGCAUGCGCAUCAUCAUACCCCCCAGGAAGUGCACGGCACCCACACGGAUCACAUGCCGCCUGGCCAAGCGGCACAAGCUGGCAUAUCCUCCACCCAUGGUGGAGGGAGAGGGACUGGUCAGCCGGCUGGUGGAGGUGGGGCCUGCUGGGGCUCAGUUCCUUGGCCCUGUGAUUGUAGAGAUCCCUCAUUUUGGCUCCAUGCGGGGAAAAGAAAGGGAGCUGAUUGUCUUAAGGAGUGACAAUGGUGACACGUGGAAGGAACACCAGUCUGAUGGCAGACCAGAGGACCUCUUUGAGCUGCUGAAUGGGAUGGAUGAAGAGCUUGACAGCCCUGCUGAGCUGGAGAAGAAGCGCAUUUGCCGCAUCGUCACAAGAGAUUUCCCACAGUACUUUGCAGUGGUGUCACGGAUCAAGCAGGAGUCCAACCACAUGGGUCCCGAAGGAGGCGUGCUGUCCAGUACCACUGUGCCAAUUGUCCAAGCCUCGUUCCCACUUGGGGCGCUCACCAAAAAGAUUCGUGUUGGCCUGCAGGCCCAGCCUGUGCCAGAUGACAUGGUGAGGGCAGUGCUUGGCAACAGAGCAACCUUUAGCCCAAUUGUCACUGUGGAGCCCCGAAGGAGGAAGUUCCAUAAGCCAAUCACCAUGACGAUCCCUGUCCCACCCAGGUCGGCGGAGGGCCACCCCAGUGGUCACAGAGGCGACUCGGCGCCCUGCCUGCGCCUGCUCUGCAGCAUCACAGGAGGAACUUCUCCUGCUCAGUGGGAGGACAUCACAGGGACCACGCCACUGUCCUUUGUCACUGACUGUGUCUCCUUCACCACAAACGUGUCGGCCAGGUUCUGGCUUGCAGACUGUCACCAGAUUCCUGAGACGGUGAGUCUGGCGUCUCAGUUAUACCGGGAGCUGAUCUGCGUGCCGUAUCUGGCCAAGUUUGUGGUGUUCGCCAAGAUGAAUGACGCCGUAGAGUCUCGGCUCCGCUGCUUCUGCAUGACGGAUGACAAGGUGGACAAAACCCUGGAGCAGCAAGAGAAUUUUGAGGAGGUGGCCAGGAGUAAAGAUAUUGAGGUUCUGGAGGGUAAGCCUAUCUAUGUGGACUGCUAUGGCAACCUAUCCCCCCUGACCAAGAGUGGGCAACAGUUGGUUUUCAACUUCUACUCCUUCAAGGAGAACCGCCUUCCUUUCAAUGUGAAGGUCAGAGAUAUGAGCCAAGAACCAUGUGGCCGAGUUUCCUUCCUGAGAGAACCAAAAACUAUGAAAGGAUCUCCACACACUGCCAUAUGCAAUUUGAAUAUCACACUGCCAACCCACAAGAAGACUGAAAAGCCAGAUCGACGUCAUACCUUUGCCUCCUUAGCUUUGCGUAAGCGCUACAGCUAUCUGACCGACCCAGCAGCGAGUCCCCAGAGUCCCUGUGAACGAACAGAUCUGCGCAUGGCCAUAGUUGCUGACCACCUGGGACUCAGCUGGACUGAGCUGGCUCGGGAAAUGGACUUCACAGUGGAUGAGAUCAACCACAUCAGAAUAGAGAACCCCAACUCCCUGACAGCGCAGAGCUUCAUGCUGCUUAAGAAAUGGGUCAGCCGGGAUGGGAAAAACGCCACUACGGAUGCCUUAACUGCAGUGUUGGCCAAAAUCAAUCGGAUGGAUAUUGUGACUUUACUGGAGGGCCCGAUAUUUGACUAUGGUAACAUUUCAGGCACAAGAAGUUUUGCCGAUGAUAACGCUGUUUUCCGGGAUCAGGCUGAUGAUUAUCAGAGCAUCCUAGCGGAGCUGCAGUCCCCUGCAGCACUGCACUCUGACCCUCACUUCCUGGAACCUGAACUCCCCGUUACCCCCAAUCCCAACCCCGCCCUCCACCAUCACCACCACCAUUACCCAGACCCUCUUGCAUUAGCUGGCCCCCACCAUCAGCCUCUGCCCUGGAGCCCAGAGAUAGAGCCUUGUAGCAGAGAGCCAGACAGCCCCCCAACGAGUCCCCCAAGACCCUGUGAGCUUGCCCUGUCUGUCCCAGCCUUUGUCCUCCCUGAUCCUGUUUCCCCAACUGUCAGAAAACCAUACAUCGCUCUGAAUGACCAGCUACUACUGAGCGAAGAGGAGGACAGGUCUUAUCAAGAAGCCGAGGUAAACCUCAGGCCCAAGUCCUUCACUUCACCCGAGAGGUGUGAGUUAGACAAAGACUUGGCUUACUUCACAUCUUCCCCUUCAAUAUCAUCUGUAUCAUCGAUAUCUCCUUCAUCACCUGAGAAAGCGCCAGUGGACACAGGAGGAAGGCAGGCAGGUCCUCCCACUGGGAUGUCAGAGGUGGUGAAAAGAGGGGAACAGGAGGUAGCUAAAGAGAUAUUGGAAGUUAUAAAGACAGGUGCAGCAGAGUUAGUAGAGGGAAAUGGUGUAGUUGGGGAAGAGGAGAAGCAGGAGUCAAUUAAAAAUGUGGAAGGGGUAGAUGAUGCCGUGGAAGGAAAAUGUGAGAAGACGGCAAAAGAUGUUCAUAAAUUGGCAGAGGAGGGUAGCAUUGUAGUGGAAAAGAAGACUGAGUCUGCAGAGGAGGGGAAAGAUCUGAUGCAUGAGGAGCAUAACAUGGAACAUGGCAAAAUGGGGUCAAGGUGUGGUUCAAAGGGGAUGGGAGAGGUACAAAAUGAGAGCGAAGAACAGCAUAUCCUAACAGAAAGAGAUUAUAAGGUUGAAGAACAUAGUGCUGUGAUAGAAGAGGAGACUGAUUAUAAAAUGUUCGAGGUUAGGACUGAGGGGACAGAUGGUAAAAUCAGAUGUACAGAUGGGAGGAAUGAGAAAAGCGACUGCCAAAGUAAGAUACUGGAGGAUGGGGUUAGAGAGCCACAGUUCAUAGUUGAUAAAGGGCCAUGUAGGAAUGAAGCCAUUGUGGAAGGCGCAGAGGGGGCAAUGAAGGAAGUUGAGUCAGAUGUGGAACAGGCUACGUCCAGUCUCUCCCCUCAGGCCUGGGUUGUGGCGCUCAGGGAGCUCCAGCCCAGCAAGUCUAGUUCCGAUGAGGAAGAGGAGGAUGGAGACAGAGGUGAAGAAAUUACAGAAGAGGCUUUGAGGUCUCAGUUGGAGGAGGUGAACAAGGACGGAGGCUCAGAGGAGGAGGGGGUUGAGGAGAUGACCCAGGCCAGGGUUCAGGAGAUUCUCAGUCAGGUCAAUGAAGUGUGUUCACUUCCAGGUUGGCACAGUCAGUCAUCCAGCGUCAAUGUGGAGCCACCCACACCAGGGCGCAGUGUCAGUUCAGACCUGCUGGACAGACAGGAAAUCAGCCAAGAGAACUCUAGCGACUCCAUCACAUCCUCCUCCAGGGGUGAAUCAGGGAGAUCCCGGCAGAAUGGAGACCACUCACAGCACUCCCCUCCAGAUGACUCAAAAAACUCAUCCAGUGGCAGGACAGAAGAAGGAGCACUGGUGUCAGAGAAGAAAGUCCAGCGAGUUAGUAUUGAUUCUGGCUCAGAUGAGGAACAGACUGUAACCACCAGGAUCUUCCGGCGACGGGUCAUUCUAAAGGGAGAACAGGCGAAAAAUGUACCAGGCGAGUCUGUGACAGAGGAACACUUUAUCGAUGGAGAUGGUAACCUCAUCACUAGAAAAGUAAUCAGGAAAGUUAUCAGGCGUGUAACUUCCCCAACGCCAGAGUACCAGACAGGGGGCAUAGGGAUGUGGGACAGAGGAGAUCCUUGGCCCAGUCCCAUCCUGCAGGAGGAGGAGUCGGAGCAAGGGGAGGGAACUAAAAAUGGCAGGAGAAAGGAGGACAGGCGGUCAGGAGAAAAGAAGCUCCACUCGUAGGGAUGGAUGUGCUCUGCCAGAUGUUCAGGAACAGUGUUAAAUGUUUCCUGGGAACAAAGGUUACAGACGGCUGGAAAGCUCAUGUGUAUGAACCUCAGCCAAUGGUGACGUUGGCAACUUUCCACUUCAAACGCAUGGUUUUCAAGCCAGAGGACUUGACCUGUCUGACUUUAGCAUGAGCAUGAAAAACUCAUUCCCUAUCAAUCAAAGGACCUAGGAGGCUCUUAACUCCUGACUGCAGAUGUGUGGAGGCUGAUUCUCCUUCCUGCUUCGCGUGACUCUACAUACGUGCCAUUGGUCCACUGGUGUCGUCAGAGCUUUUGAGGAGCAUCAUUUGUUGGGACAACAACAGAAAAAAAAACUGUUACACUAAACCACACAGGUGCAACUGCAAACACACUUCCCUGUGACCAAAGAUGGCACAAAAGCUUCAUUCAUGUGAUGGGGGAAAGAAAAGAAUGAAAUAAACAAAAUAACACAAAAACGUCAAAUGGGACACUUCUGAUCCAACUUCAACACUCGCCUUAGUUUUUUCUUGGACCCAUUAUUGUCCGGAUGUAAAUUGUUUUGGGUUGUUUAUUCCUUCCUUUUUAAAACUGAAACUAACAAGAAAGCUUUUUUUCUGUAUGUAAAACUACAAUAUGUAAAAUUCUUAAAAAAUAAUUAGUUACUGGUUGAAAAUGUGCUACAAAAAAAGAAGCAAACUUUUCAAGUGCUUUCGAAAAUUUGUUGAAAUGGUUCCACUUUUAAGGAAAAUACGAGUGUAACUUCACAUGUUCUUGUACAAUUAAUUAUUAAAGGAGGUAUAAUGUUUGUAUAUGAAAAAGCUGGUUUGAUUUUAACAGAGGAAAUUUCCAGAAAAUCUGCAAAUUUCAGUAAUUCCCAAAGUGGGGAUAGAUCUAAUCCUGCAAAAAGCAGCCUUUCAGAGUACUCAUAUUUUCAUGCAUGCCGUUCACAUUAUUUUAAGUACAAUUUUUACAAGUUUGCAAACACUGUAUUAAAAGGAAAAUUACACCCCUUUAUGUGUAUACUCAUAUAGCCCUAACAUUUGCCACUGAUUUUGUAUUUUAAACUCAAAGAGGAUGCCAUUAAAGCAUUUAUCCCGAUGGGAAUGAGGGAACAGUACGACAGAAAGCUAAGUACGACAGGUUCUGCAAGGUUCAAUGUCUUGUCCUUCUAUGUAAACCUGGGUGGCAGCUUCUGCUACAAGAAAGAAAUAUUCAGAAUGUAUAUGCUAGUAGGCUGGCUCACUGUAGACUUAUAACUGUAUUGUGUGUGUUGGCUAUGAGGUUUAGGAGUCUCUGUACACUGUUAGACUGUAAACAUUUUAGCAGUGUGUCCAUUUGAUUUUCUAAAGGCUGCUGUGGUAUUAAUGGAAAAACCUGGGCAUUUCAUUUUUUUUUGUUUUGUUUUUUGUUUUUGUUUUUUGGUGAGGCAUUUCCUUACUUUAAAACCUACUCACAGUAAGAAUACAUAAAGACAUUAUUUGAUUGUAGCUCUAAAUAGCAUAUUGUAUGACAAAACACUGGAUGGUCAAAGCAAUUAUUUAAGCAUUAAAUAAAUUGUGUUUAACUCUGAAACUGUGUGAUCUUUUUUAGGCUUGAGAAUCUGUAUAUGCAGUGUUGAGUAGAAUUGUUUCCGAUAGCUCAUUGGCAAAACUAUUCUUGCAUUAGAAAUUCUCUUUGUAUUGGUUUUGAUUAGAUGCCCAUGUAGUUCAAGUGUGGUGUUCUACUGGUGUGAUGGCUCAGACAUAGUGUGCUGAUGUUUAUGCUGUGGCAAACAUGACAACCAUGUAAAGGACUUCAUUUAUCUUUCAGGUGGGUGAAGUCAGGUAGGAUGUUGUCUCACAUCCCCAUAUCCCAAUAUGUCAGUCAGGGGGCAGAGGAUCCUUUGAUAUGGUUGAAUGAUCAACUUUGUCUAUUUUGUUUGAUAUGUGUUUUCACCUGAGCUGAUUUUUUUUUCAAUGUACAAUUCCUACUAACAGAGUGAAGCCAUUGAAAUGUAACAGUUCUAGCACUUUGGUUAUUCAAAGCCUUCUUUUAGAAGCUAUAUCAGCAAUGAUGCCGCCACAAAUGUUUCAGACGUCUUUAAAAAUCGAUUACAAAAAACAACAAUAAAAAUGCAUUG
This is a messenger RNA of Lampris incognitus (smalleye Pacific opah), 9088 nucleotides long. RefSeq names its product ankyrin-3-like. The record is from RefSeq and is a predicted model, not a curated record. The transcript is spliced from 45 exons. Bases 251 to 6961 code for a protein of 2236 amino acids. Gene Ontology annotation, cellular component: T-tubule. Gene Ontology annotation, molecular function: protein binding. Gene Ontology annotation, biological process: regulation of cardiac muscle contraction; signal transduction; protein localization to T-tubule. NCBI's taxonomy places the organism in Eukaryota, Metazoa, Chordata, Actinopteri, Lampriformes, Lampridae.